GGGGCUGGCCCCUCCGGGUGGAGCAAGCACCGGCCGCCCCCCAGUGCGCCGGUGCCUCCCUGGGCGCUGAGUGCGCAGGCGCCAGCUGCUGGCACGGACCGAAACCGGGCUCGAGCGCGGUCGGAGCGCGCGGCGGCAGCUGCGGCGGCAGCGCUGGACCUACACGAACCCUGACUGACUGACCGACGGAGCCUCGAGUCUCGGAGGCAACGGGACUAACGCCCGCCUAGGGGCCCGCUUGCCAUGUGGCCCGGCACCUGCUGAGCCUGGAGCACUCGAGGAUGUCCGCGCUGAGGAAGGCAUUCAAAAGCAAGGGCCUCCAUGACGUCACAGUGGCCACGGCUUCUGUUUGGUUGUGGAUGUGGCUGAGGCCUCUAGUUCAGCUGACUCAUGUGGACAAGAAGGUGGAACCCCCAGCAAACUUGGCUUUCCCACCUCCUGCGGCUUGGCCAUAAGCCUGCCUGGUUUCCCAGCAGCUGCUGUGACUGCCUGCCUUCCUUCGGCAACAUGGGGACAGCUCAGGUUUUGCCGGGUAUCCUGCAGAAGCACUGCUGCAUCUUACCUGACAGGAAUACAGAGUCCCAGUGCACUCUCUGCGGGGAACCGGAAGAAGAAGAGGGCGGGGACCUGGCCCAACCGGGCAUCAGCUUUCCAGGGCCAGCAGAGGAGGACCUAGACCCGCACUACUCAUGGUCACCGCCGCCACCCUUCAAUGAAGAGAGAUACUCCCCAGCGCCCCGGAACAUGAAGGGCCUGGCCAGCCGGAGCCCCCCGCAGCUGUGCUCUGCACACACAUGCGGCCUGGCUCCCCCAGAGGACUGUGAGCUGGCCCACGAACUGCUGCACCACGGCUCCGAGCCACGGCAGCCCUACCUACUGAGCCCCACUGAGGGCUGCCCGCUGGAGCACCGUUGUUCGCCGCGUGGCUCGGUGCACUCUGAGUGCGUGGUGAUGCCCGUGGUGCUGGGCGACCCCGUGUCCAGCAGCACCUUCCCACGAAUGCACUAUAGCUCCCAUUAUGAUGGCCGGGAUGACGCUGUGGCCCACAGUGGCCCCAAGAUCAACCGCAUCCCUGCAAACCUUCUGGACCAGUUUGAAAAGCAGCUGCCGCUGCACCGGGAUGGUUUCCACACGCUGCAGUACCAGAGGACAUCAGCCGCCAAUGAGCAGCGCAGCGAGAGCCCUGGCCGCAUCCGGCACCUGGUGCACUCGGUGCAGAAGCUCUUCACCAAGUCACAUUCACUGGAGGGGUCUUCCAAGGGCCAUGUCAAUGGCACCAAGGGAGACAACCGGUCUGAGGACCACCACCACGGUCACCAUGCCAAGCACAGCAAGAGGAGCAAGAGCAAGGAGCGCAGGCCAGAGAGCAAGCACCGCUCUGGCCUGAGCAGCUGGUGGAGCUCUGAUGACAACCUGGACAGCGACAGCACCUACCGGACAUCCAGCGUGGCUGCCCGGCACCACAGUGACCACAUGGCCCACUGCUAUCCGGAGCCGCUGCCAGGGCCCUUUGGGGAGCUCUCACUCAAAUCAUCCAAGAGCAACAGUGACAUGAAGUGCUCAGCGUGUGAAAGCCUAGCCCUGACGCCCGACCCCAAGUAUAUGAAGCGCAGCUCCUGGUCCACGCUGACUGUUAGCCAGGCCAAGGAGGCCUACCGCAAGAGCUCACUGAACCUGGACAAGCCCCUGCUCCAUCCCGACCUCAAGCCCUCCCUAAGGCCAUGCCACUACCUCCAGGUGCCACAAGAUGAGUGGGGAGGGUACCCCACUGGUGGCAAGGAGGAGGAGAUCCCCUGCAGGAGGAUGAGGAGUGGGAGCUACAUUAAAGCCAUGGGGGAUGAAGAGAGUGGGGAGUCGGACUCCAGCCCCAAAACUUCCCCCCCGGUGGCCCUCCGACCAGAGCCCCUGCUUAAGUCUGUGGGGCAGAGACCAAUCGGGGACCUCCAAACCGAGAGCUACCUGCAAGCAGCCAGCAGUGUGCCUGGAGGCCACAGCCUUGACCCAUCUGCCAACUACAAUUCCCCAAAAUUCCGCUCCCGGAACCAGAGUUACAUGCGAGCUGUGAGCACUCUGAGCCAAGCCAGCUGUGUGAGCCAGAUGAGUGAAGCAGAGAUGAAUGGCCAGUUCGAGUCUGUGUGUGAGUCUGUCUUCAGUGAAGUGGAGUCUCAGGCCAUGGAUGCCCUGGACCUCCCCGGGUGCUUUCGGACCAGGAGUCACAGUUACCUUCGAGCCAUCCAAGCUGGUUACUCCCAAGACGAUGAAUGUAUCCCUGUGAUGACACCCUCCAACAUCACCUCAACCAUCAGAUCAACCACAGCAGUCUCAUACUCAAACUAUAAGAAAACCCCACCCCCAGUUCCCCCUCGGACCACGUCCAAGCCUCUGAUCUCAGUGACAGCACAGAGCAGCACAGAAUCCACACAGGACGCCUACCAGGAGGGUCGUGUCCCAAGGAUGGCCCCCUGGACCCAGGAUGGACGCAGCCUCUACAACUCCACUGACAGCUUGGACAGCAGCAAAGCCAUGAGCCUGGCCCUGGAGACGGCUGCGGCCCAGCGCCAUACUGCUGAGGGCCAGGGAGGCUCAGCACGCACUGGGGACAAAGCCAUCCUGACAUCCAAGGCUGAGGCCUUCCUGCAGAGCCGGCGCUCCUCCGUGGGCAUCCAGGACUCUGAGUUCCCAGAGCAUCAGCCCUACCCAAGGUCAGAUGUGGAAACAGCUACUGAUUCUGACACGGAGAGCCGGGGCCUACGGGAAUACCACUCGGUUGGCGUGCAAGUGGAAGAUGAAAAGCGACACGGGCGUUUCAAGCGUUCCAACAGCGUGACAGCCGCUGUACAGGCAGACCUGGAGCUGGAGGGCUUCCCAAUUGCCACAGAGGACAAGGGCCUACAGUUUGGCUCAUCAUUCCAGCGGCACUCGGAGCCCAGCACACCUACCCAGUAUGGAGCACUGCGGACUGUGCGCACCCAGGGCCUCUUCAGCUACCGGGAGGACUACCGCAUGCCUGCCGACCCUGCUAACCUACCCCCACCUGAACCCUGGCUGGAGCCAGCCCUGGAUGCAGGGGAUACGGGCAGGAUGUCCCCAGGCCGCAGGGAUGGUGCCUGGUUCCUGAAACUGCUGCACACAGAGACCAAGAGAAUGGAGGGCUGGUGCAAGGAGAUGGAGCGAGAUGCUGAGGAGCACGACCUCACUGAGGAGAUUCUUGGUAAAAUCAGAAGUGCUGUUGGCAGUGCCCAGCUUCUUAUGUCCCAGAAAUUCCAGCAGUUUUACUGGCUUUGCCAACAGAAUAUGGACCCCAGCGCCAUGCCCAGGCCCACCUCCCAGGACCUAGCUGGCUACUGGGACAUGCUGCAGCUGUCCGUUGAGGAUGUGAGCAUGAAGUUUGAUGAGCUACACCAGCUGAAGCUGAACGACUGGAAGAUCAUCGAGUCCCCAGAAAGAAAGGAAGAAAGAAAGGUUCCCCCUCCGAUACCAAAGAAGCCACCGAAAGGGAAAUUUCCGAUCACGAGAGAAAAAUCCCUGGACCUUCCUGACAGACAGCGACAGGAAGCCCGGAGGCGGCUGAUGGCCGCCAAGAGGGCCGCCUCCUUCCGGCAGAAUUCAGCCACGGAGCGUGCAGACAGCAUCGAGAUCUAUAUCCCUGAGGCCCAGACACGCCUCUGAGGACCACCUGCCCCUCUUUGUUCCUUCCAGCAAGUGUGUGUCCAGGUAAUCCCCCAGUCACUUCCGUCUGUCCUCACCAAGCCCUCCCUUCCUGUCCAGUUCCUGUGCCAUAACAUGGAGGAGGCCUGUGAUCCCCACCGCUGGCUGAGUUCAUGGCCAAAGGACCCUUCACUGGAUGGUCUGACUUCCAACCAGUGACAGUGACAACAGAGACACGGGAGUGCCAGACUCAUCCACUCUGUUCUCAGAGGACAGCAGGGACACCUCUUGAGAUGGAACCCAGCUUACAUUUUGUUAUUUAUAUUUUUAUAAAUUGUGUGAAUUAGAGGUAAGAAUAACAAAUAAUUCUAAAUGGGUGCAUCUCACCACUCCCCAGAGGCUUUAGCUCCCCCCAUGGAAGGUGCUAGAUCUGGACAUGCAGGAAAGAAAGCCCCCCAUCCCCCUGAGUUAACCUUUCCAACUCCAGCUGACCCCUCGUUAAGUAAUCUCUGCCAAGUCCAUGGCCACAAGAAGUGAUCGCUCCAGCCACCAAACUCCCACCCCUGCAGUUCUCCAGAAACACAGCUGAGCCCAUUAGACACAUCCACCCAGGUACCUGCAAUCACAGCAUAAUCUGAAUAUUCACAAGAGGGGGCGCCCGAGGGGCAGUGAGAGAAGAAGCCUGAGCCGGGAGGCCGGCUCUUCUGCAGCAAGAAUAGUAAGAGGGGGGAAAAAAUGCCCUUCACUCCUAUGAAAGAAUCAUUGUAUUUUUUAUUCCUUUGCAACUUAAAUGACUACCUAUGUAGUUGUCUUUAAGUUUCACCAUUUCUGCUCCAUGUGAUUUUUUUUAAUAUAGAUGUGUAUAUAUUCUUAAACUGCUCUAUCAGUUUGACUUUCCAGGGUAUCCUUAAAACAAACAAAAAGAA
Messenger RNA from Erinaceus europaeus (western European hedgehog), 4574 nucleotides. RefSeq names its product DLG associated protein 2 (gene DLGAP2). NCBI's taxonomy places the organism in Eukaryota, Metazoa, Chordata, Mammalia, Eulipotyphla, Erinaceidae. Gene Ontology annotation, cellular component: postsynaptic specialization; glutamatergic synapse. Gene Ontology annotation, molecular function: molecular adaptor activity. Gene Ontology annotation, biological process: signaling. The transcript has 17 exons. The record is from RefSeq and is a predicted model, not a curated record. Bases 391 to 3669 code for a protein of 1092 amino acids.